AUGGCAUCCUUUUGCCUCUGCUUCUGCAGUAGUUGGGGUUACAGAACUCAUCUUCAACACAUAUCAUAUGAGUAUCAGGAAUAUCAGAAGAAGCAGUAUAAACAUAAGGCACGCGGGAAAACCUGCAGUUAUCUCCAGUCCUACCAGAAGCAUGAAAAGGCUCAUAUUGGAAAACCCUAUGUCUGUAAGCAAUGUGGAAAAACCUUUAGUUCUUACAGAUACUUUCAAAUACAUGAAAGGCAUCACAGUGGAGAUAAGCCCUUUAUGUGUCAACAAUGUGGGAAAGCAUUUAGUUCUUCUGCUUAUGUUCAAAUACAUGAAAGAUCUCACAGUGGAGAGAAAUCCUGUGUAUGUAAUCAAUGUAGAAAAGCUUUCUGUCAUCCCAGUUUCCUUAGAAAACAUGAAAAGACUCACACUGGAAAGAAACCCUGUAAGUGUAAGCAGUGUGGGAAAGCCUUCAUUUGUUCCAGUGACGUUAAAAGACAUGAAAAGACUCACAGUGGAGAGAAACGCUGUGUAUGUAACCAGUGUGGAAAAACCUUCACUCGUUUAAGUGUUGUUAGACGACAUGAAAAGACUCACACUGAAGAUAAACCAUAUGUAUGUAAGCAAUGUGGUAAAGGCUUUUGGGAUUACAAUUACAUUCGACAACAUGAAAAGAUUCAUAGUGGUGAGAAAUCCAAUGUGUGUAAGCAUUGUGGGAAAGCCUUCAGUUCUUCCAGUUAUCUUAGAAGACAUGAAAGGACUCACACUGGAGAGAAACCCUUUGAAUGUAAGCAGUGUGGGAAAGCCUACUCUGAUCCCAGUUCCCUCAGACAUCAUAAAAAGACUCACCCUGGAGAGAAAGCCUAUAGAUGUAAGCAAUGUGGGAAAGCCUUUAGUCGUUCCAGUAGGCUUCAAAUACAUGAAAGGACUCACACUGGAGAGAAACCCUAUGUAUGUAAGCAAUGUGGGAAAGCCUUCAGUUAUUCCAACUACAUUAAAAUACAUGAAAGGAGUCACAGUGGAGAGAAACCUUAUAUAUGUAAUCAGUGUGGGAAAGCUUUCAUUUAUCCCAGUUCUCUCAGAAGACAUUAUAGAACACACACUAGAUCGUAA
Molecule: messenger RNA, 1098 nt
Organism: Castor canadensis (American beaver)
Lineage: Eukaryota; Metazoa; Chordata; Mammalia; Rodentia; Castoridae
Source: RefSeq, a predicted model, not a curated record